This is a messenger RNA of Eublepharis macularius, 1269 nucleotides long. It is a transcript of the gene INHBA, whose product is annotated as inhibin subunit beta A. The record is from RefSeq and is a predicted model, not a curated record. Gene Ontology annotation, molecular function: cytokine activity; growth factor activity; hormone activity. Gene Ontology annotation, biological process: SMAD protein signal transduction; BMP signaling pathway. Bases 1 to 1269 code for a protein of 422 amino acids. Lineage: Eukaryota; Metazoa; Chordata; Lepidosauria; Squamata; Eublepharidae. The transcript has 2 exons. Gene Ontology annotation, cellular component: extracellular region.
AUGCCUUUGUUUCUGAAGAGCGGAUUUUUGUUGGUGCUUUGCUGGAUUAUCGUGAGGAGCUCCCCAACGCCAGGAUCUGAGGGGCACAGUUCGGUAACUGAUUGCCCAUCCUGUGCCCUUGCCACGCUCUCAAAGGAUGUGCCCAGCUCCCAGCCUGAGAUGGUGGAAGCUGUAAAGAAGCACAUAUUGAACAUGUUGCACUUGAGGGACAGACCGAACAUCACUCAGCCGGUGCCCAAAGCUGCACUUUUAAAUGCUAUCAAGAAACUCCAUGUGGGAAAAGUGAGAGAGGAUGGCUAUGUGGAAAUAGAGGAUGACAUUGGAAGAAGAACAGAAAUGAAUGAACUUGUGGAGCAAACUUCAGAGAUCAUAACAUUUGCAGAAUCAGGUCCUGCCAAGAAAAUGCUGCAUUUUGAAAUUUCCAAGGAAGGGAGUGAGCUAUCAGUGGUGGCCCAAGCUGAUGUGUGGCUCUUCCUAAAAGUCUCUAAAGCCAACAGGACUAGGACAAAAGUAACCAUCCGGCUAUACCAGCAGCAGAAACUGUCAAAGCGCAAUUCCCAAGGAAUGGAAGAUGAUGGAGGGAUGAGGGGAGAAAAAGGUGAAAUGCUUAUCUCUGAAAAGGCAGUCGACACUCGCAAAAGUACCUGGCACAUCUUUCCAGUUUCUAGCAGUGUUCAACGCCUUCUGGAUCAGGGAAAGAAUUCCCUGGAUGUGCGGAUUGCUUGUGAUCAGUGUCAAGAAACUGGAGCCAGCUUGGUGUUGCUGGGUAAGAGGAAAAAAAAGGAAGAAGACGUAGAAGGGAGGGAGAAGGAAGGUGGUGAAAAUACAGGAGACGAGGAGAAGGAACAAUCACAUAGGCCCUUCCUGAUGAUGCUAGCCAGACAUUCAGAGGAUCGCCAGCACAGACGGCGGAGGCGGGGUCUUGAGUGCGAUGGCAAAGUCAACAUCUGCUGCAAGAAGCACUUCUAUGUCAGCUUCAAAGACAUUGGCUGGAAUGACUGGAUCAUUGCCCCACCAGGAUACCAUGCCAACUACUGUGAAGGAGACUGCCCCACCCAUAUUGCGGGGACAUCUGGAUCAACCCUUUCUUUCCACUCCACAGUUAUCAACCACUACCGCAUGAGAGGCCACAGUCCCAUCUCCAACCUCAAGUCAUGUUGUGUACCAACCAAGCUACGGCCCAUGUCUAUGCUCUAUUAUGACGAUGGGCAGAACAUCAUCAAAAAGGACAUACAGAACAUGAUAGUGGAAGAAUGUGGGUGCUCAUAG